This is a messenger RNA of Topomyia yanbarensis, 1131 nucleotides long. RefSeq lists its product as uncharacterized. The coding region runs from base 1 to 1131 and encodes 376 amino acids. The transcript has 4 exons. The record is from RefSeq and is a predicted model, not a curated record. NCBI's taxonomy places the organism in Eukaryota, Metazoa, Arthropoda, Insecta, Diptera, Culicidae.
AUGGUGAUCGGGGGAUCGCUCUUCCACCAUCGGCCAGUACACAAAGUGACAUGGGUUUCCCGUGAUGGCUUCACGGAGAAUCAAAUCGAUCACAUCUGCGUCAGUCGAAAAUGGAGAAGGAGCCUCCUUGAUGUGCGUAACAAUCGUAGCGCCGAUAUAGCGUACGACCACCAUCUCCUAAUCGGCGAGAUCCGGCUGCGUAUUGCAAGGAUUUAUCGACAGGAGGAGAAGAUCGGGCGUCGGGUUAACACACGUCGUCUGGAAGAUGCUGCGAACGCCUUCAUCGCUACCGGCGAGAAUAAUCUGGGUGAGCUACGUAACCAGAGAAAACAGUGGAUCACAGAUGACACCUGGAAGAAGAUAGAGGAAGCUAAAACACGAGGAGCCAAAUCCGCAGCCCGUCAGUGCUAUUCGGCUCUAGAGAAGGAAGUGAAACACUCAUGUAGACAGGACAAAAGAGCGUGGGCAGACUCCCUAGCCGACGAAGUGAUCCUGAACCGGAUACAGGAGAAGUUUGACGCAACUCUCCGACGGCAGCAGGCAGGAUUCCGUGCCGGACGAUCCUGUGCCGACAAUAUUGUCACGCUCCGUAUCAUCCUGGAGCAAGUCAAUGAAUUCCAAGAGUCUCUCUACUUAGUGUUCAUCGACUACGAAAAAGCUUUCGGCCGUCUCAAUUACGAAAAUAUGUGGGGAGCACUGAGACGCAAGGGAGUCCCUGAGAAAAUCAUCGGUCCAAUUGAAGCACAGUACGAGGCAUUUUCGUACAGAAUAUUGCACGAUGGUGUCUUGUCUGACCCCAUCCGGGUCGUGGCUGGAGUUAGGCAAGGAUGUAUUCUAUCACCGCUACCGCUACUGUUCCUCAUCGUAAUCGACGAGAUCCUGGUAGGAGCGAUUGACCCGGCAGGUCUCAAAAUCAACGUCAACAAGACCAAAUCGUUGGAUAUAAACACGGUCAACCCUUCCAGCUUUACGGUAGCUGGGCAAGCAGUGGAGAAUGUCGAAAGCUUCCAAUAUCUUGGUAGCCAAAUGGCGUCUAAUGAAGGCACCAAGAUCGACAUAGGAGCACGGAUCAAGAAGGCGAGGGCUGCUUUUGCGAGUUUAAGAAAUAUCUGGAAAAAACAAUCAGAAUAG